This is a messenger RNA of Penicillium argentinense, 2082 nucleotides long. RefSeq lists its product as uncharacterized. Gene Ontology annotation, biological process: DNA-templated transcription; regulation of transcription by RNA polymerase II. Gene Ontology annotation, cellular component: chromatin. The record is from RefSeq and is a predicted model, not a curated record. The transcript has 5 exons. NCBI's taxonomy places the organism in Eukaryota, Fungi, Ascomycota, Eurotiomycetes, Eurotiales, Aspergillaceae. Bases 1 to 2082 code for a protein of 693 amino acids. Gene Ontology annotation, molecular function: RNA polymerase II cis-regulatory region sequence-specific DNA binding; zinc ion binding; DNA-binding transcription factor activity, RNA polymerase II-specific.
AUGCAUCAAUGGUCGGGACAGCCGCCGCAACAGACGGCCUACUUGCCUCAGCCUCAGCCACCGGGCCUGCUGACCCCAGGGCCACCGAAUCCCAAUGCCCCACCGGAAGGGCAUCCUGGAAUGCACGAUCCGGCGAUGCUCCAGGCGGCCCAGUUACUACUUCCCGGCGACUAUCAAGCUCCCUCACUGCCGUACCUACCGGAGGACCUAAACCAUUUCCAAGAGUUUACUCACUUCUUGGAUUCCAUUGGUCUCCCAGCAGAAUGGCUGCCCUUCGAGGGUGAUCCCUCACAGAUGCAGGAUAUUGGGGUGGAAGACGUGCCAAAGCCUAGCCAGUCAACUCAAGAACAACCCAAGCGUUCAAGCAGCAUCAGAGAAGGCUCGAGGGGUGAUUCGCCGUUCCGAUCAUGGCUGCCCUCAGUACCGAGAGAAGACCAGAGUCUAGGCAAUCUUUCCGACCCAGAACCGCCACAAGUUACCAAAGCCUCUCGAUUCCAUGUCUCUGAAGACCAACGUUUCCGAUUGGCUGCUUCACUCGAGGACUUUCGCAAUGUCAUUCCCGAUUUUACCCUUCCUUCUCGCCACACUUUAACUCGCUACCUCACCUCCUACUUUGAGGGAUUCCAUCCUCAUAUUCCAUUCAUUCACGUCCCCACGUUCCGCUUCAAUGAGUGCUCCGCAGAAUUGAUUCUGGCUAUAAUGACUAUUGGAGCCCAAUACCGCUUUGAGCAUCGUAACGCCGAGAAGAUAUUCCAUGUUUCUAAAGCGGUUCUCUAUGAGCGCAUGAACAGGGAAUCCCGUUCGGGUUAUCCAAUGGGCUCCCAAUAUGGUGAUCAGGCCCAUUCUGGGAGCGUGGGCACCACUAGCUCAUCCCGUCAAAUGGAGGUGAUCCGAUGUCUUCUCGUGCUCAUGAGCUACGCUACCUGGGAGCGAGCAGGCCUUGUCCAAGAAGCAUUUCAAAUUCAAGCGCAGCUGGUUCAACACCUUCGUGAUGCUGGACUGACAGAGCCACAUUCUGAUCCGCGUGGCCAAGUCCUGGACUGGUACGAGUGGGCAGAUCAGGAGUCUGUUCGUCGGACCAAACUGAUUUCAUUUUGCUUCAUUCAUAUCCACAGCGUGGCAUACAAUGUCUAUCCAUCGCUGCGCAGCAGCGAAAUACACAUGCGGCUUCCUUGUUCUACAAAGGAAUGGAUAGCGAAUAAUGCCGCCGAGUGGGAAGCUGCUCAGAGAGAUCGCGGGCCCCAACAGCUAUUCUUUCAGGAUGCAUUGACACUUUUGCUGCAAAAGUCACGAUCCGCUGUGCCAUUGGUGCCUAUUCCUGCUCCUCUGGGCAACUACAUUCUCCUCCACGGCCUGCUCCAGAGGAUUCACAUUGUCAGCGAGCUUUCAUUACCAAAUGGGCUUCAUUCAACCAGCCUUCCGACCGAGGAACUGAACAAGAUUGAACGAGCCCUCCGCUCCUGGACCAGCGUCUGGCAACAAGCCCCGGAAUCAAGCCUCGAUCCACACAACGCCAACGGUCCCAUUCCGUUCACUUCUAGUUCUCUACUUGGCCUCGCCUACGUGCGACUAUCUUUGAAUCUUGGCCCCUACCGCCGCUUAGAAACCCGUGACCCUACAACAAUAGCUUCGGCACUACGUCGUUCUCCCAAGCCAGAGCGAAGCUAUCGCCUUAUACCGGCGCUAAUUUAUGCGGCUCACGCGCUCAGUAUCCCCGUUCGACUUGGAAUUGAUCAUAUAGCACGCAGUCAAGCUUUUUUCUGGAGUGUCCGCCACUCGCUUGCGAGUCUAGAAUGUGCAGUUCUCCUGAGCAAGUGGCUCUUCACACUUGCCGAGGCAGGUCCAGACCAAGCGCUAAGUGAGAACGAGAGCCGAAUACUCCGCUGGACGCAGUGUAUUGUCGAAGAGGCAUACACAUCUAUUGAUCUGGAAGAUGAAUCUGAAGCGCCACCCAACCUCGAGCCGGCAUCGUUGGGAAUAGCGGUUCUCAAGCUGUGGUCCAGGCUAUUCAAGCGAAACACACAGUGGCCAUUCAUAAACUGUCUUGGCCAGAGCCUGGAACAGUAUAUGACCAUGAUUUAG